Molecule: messenger RNA, 4105 nt
Organism: Nothoprocta perdicaria
Lineage: Eukaryota; Metazoa; Chordata; Aves; Tinamiformes; Tinamidae
Gene: ST13
Product: ST13, Hsp70 interacting protein
Exons: 12
Coding region: 92-1177 (361 amino acids)
Molecular function (GO): Hsp70 protein binding; protein dimerization activity
Source: RefSeq, a predicted model, not a curated record
CUGGAAACUUCCACGGCGCCGCGCGGCGGUCGGGAAGGGGAGCGGGCGCGCGCGGGUGCUGCUGUUGCCGCCGCCUCCCCGCCGUUCCGCCAUGGACGCGCGCAAGCUGAGCGAGCUGCGGGCGUUCGUGCGCCUCUGCAAGCAGAACCCGGGCCUGCUGCACACCGAGGAGCUGGCCUUCCUGCGCGAGUGGGUGGAGAGCAUGGGAGGCACGAUACCGCCUGCUCCAGCCAAUGCCUCUGCAGAGGAGACAAGUAAGGGCAAAGCAGAAGAACAGCCAGAGGAACCAGUUAAAUCACCGGAACCAGAAAGUGAAGAGAGUGACUUAGAAAUUGAUAACGAGGGUGUGAUUGAACCUGACAAUGAUGACCCUCAGGAAAUGGGAGAUGAAAAUGUGGAGGUAACUGAAGAGAUGAUGGAUCAAGCUAAUGAGAAGAAGAUGGAGGCUAUAAAUGCUCUGGGUGAAGGUGAACUUCAGAAGGCUGUCGACUUGUUCACUGAAGCCAUCAAGCUGAAUCCUUGUUUGGCCAUCCUCUAUGCCAAGAGGGCAAGUGUUUUUGUGAAACUACAGAAGCCAAAUGCCGCCAUUAGAGACUGUGACAGAGCCAUCAAGAUUAAUCCGGACUCAGCACAGACCUACAAAUGGAGAGGAAAAGCACACAGACUUCUGGGUCAUUGGGAGGAAGCUGCACAUGAUCUCGCCUUGGCUUGUAAACUGGACUAUGAUGAAGACGCUAGUGCGAUGCUGAAGGAGGUGCAGCCCAGAGCUCAGAAGAUUGCAGAACAUCGCCGAAAAUAUGAGCGCAAGCGUGAAGAAAAGGAAAUCAAGGAGAGAAUGGAAAGAGUGAAGAAGGCGCGCGAAGAGCAUGAGAGAGCGCAAAGGGAGGAGGAAGCAAGACGACAAGCAGGAGGAGCUCAAUUUGGUGGCUUUCCAGGAGGCUUUCCAGGUGGAUUUCCAGGGGCUAUGCCUGGAGGUAUGCCAGGAAUGGCAGGCAUGCCAGGUCUUAAUGAGAUCCUCAGUGACCCUGAGGUCCUCGCAGCCAUGCAGGAUCCAGAAGUUAUGGUUGCAUUCCAAGAUGUUGCCCAGAACCCGGCAAAUAUGUCCAAGUACCAGAAUAACCCGAAGGUCAUGAAUCUCAUCAGUAAAUUGUCUGCCAAAUUUGGCAGUAAACCGUAAAACCCCUGGUUCAUAAAAAUCAUAUCGGAACGGGAAGGAUUGAUUUGGCUAACCAGUGUUGCAAUAAAACAAACCAUUUUACCUCUGAUCCUUUUGAUGAGAACUGGGGUGCUCUAAAGAGAAUUGCUCUCUAGCCUCAUGUGUUGAACUUCUAAUGAUUGGUUUAUAGUACCGAAAUUAUAUUCGAAAACAGACACUUUCAACCAUCCACCUUUGCCUAAGAGUUUGCAAACUUUUGUUAUAAGUAUUAAAGACAGUUUCCUUUGAAUGAUUGAAUGAAGACUCUUGUAAGAGGUUGUARUAGUCUUGGAGUGUAUGAUAAAACCUCUUACUGCUUUUUUUUUUUCUGAAUUCUCAUUGAGCAAAGGGGAAGCAACUUUAACAGUUGAAGUCUGUCUUACCCACAUAGGACAGAUUGGUUGAGCUUAUAGAUGGCAAAGGUGAGACAAGUGUGAAGAAUUAACUGGAUAAAGGAGUUGUCUGCAAAUACAAGUCCUUAUUUUUUUAAAUGGGUGAUUGACUUUAUAUAGCUAUUAAAAAAAAAAAUAUAUAACCGUGCUCGCUACUUAUACACUGGAACUUCUGGCAGUACUGCAGAUAAUUCAUAUUGAUUACCACAGCUGUGCAGCAAAGGUGUAGUCUAAUCCUUUGCACAACCUGGCAUGAAAUACAUAUUGCAGAUGCCACAGAAGUUUUGCUUGCUCAGUUCUUGUCCAGCACCUUUAUGUAACACGUUAUUUAUCAAGCUGGGUACAGGAGAGCAGCUUAGAGCCUGUACUUGCGCUCUUAUCCGUUCCCAGUUAGCAGGUCCUGAACUGGUUGCACCCACCUUUCCUUGGGGUUGUGCUUAACAGCCUUCAUCUGAUUGGAAAUUUUAGGGAAGGGAAUCUUGUUCCUAUCACUACCUCUAUCCCGUUGAUGCAAGCCAUCCAGAAUAUAUAAAUGCAGAGUUCUAAAUUGGUUAAGGGGAGAGCACCCAACAAAAUUGCAGCUCUGGUUCCUUCAUGUAUUUUGAGUCCUUAAUAUGCUUACAGGCAAAAUUCCUUGGCCAAAGUUGUGGGGUUUCUUCUUUUGUGUUUUUUUUUCUCUUAAUCCUGAUGUCUGUUUAGAGAUGAUCACUCUUCCUUUAUUGCAUGCUAUAGUCUUCCAUCUUCUUUGUAUCCUUUUCUUUAAAAAAAAAAAAAGAAAAAAAAAAAAAAAGAAAAGAAAAAGAAAAAAGGCUGUUGUCCUGGUUUUGUACUUCAUUAUCAUACAGAUAAAAAGGUGAAGGAAUAGGAGUGGAUAAACAUAGUUCUGGUAUUAGUGAAUGAACGGCACGGAUAGCCUUGAAAGAGCAAGUCUGUGCUGAUGGUGUUCAGUGGGUUUGACUACCAAUAAAGACAGUUGUUGCUUCUGUUCAUCUUAGCUGUAACAUUACACAUUCUCCUUCUAUGGAGAAAUUAUAAUUAGUUGUUUGCCACUUAAGGCCCAACAUUUAUGUCGCUCCCUUGUAAUUCUGUAUCUUAAGUCAUAACUGAUGUUACUGUUCCUAAUUCAAUCUGGAUUGAUAUAGGAAAUCAGCAAGAAGAGCAGAAAAUAAAUCCCCAAAUGCUUUUUUUGUCAUACUGAUAACCCUGCAGAAUGAAAUGUGAAUCUUUUUUGCUUAAGAAAUAUAGUUCUGAAUACUUCUAGACGCCUUUAAAAAUAAAGUAUGGUUUUGAAAAAUAAAAUUACUUGGGUUUGUGUAACUUACUGGUAAAACCUAUUCUAUUUUAAACUAAGUCAUUCAUGGGGGAAUACUUUGAACUGUCUAUAAAACUUGUGAUUUAAAUCAGAACUAAAUGUUUAAGGGCUUGUCUUCAUGACAAAAUGAACUCAAGUUAUGAUCAAGUGUUGCUUUAUACCUGUUUUUUGAUUACGCUUUGAUCUGCCGUUCCUGUAAGGAGAUGUCUGCACUUGAAAUAGGUCACCCCUUGGUAUAGGUUGAAACUCCACUCCUGUUUUAUUCAGACUGGUCUGUAUGUGCUGUGAAUAAACUAGAGUAGCCUUAAUACAAAUUAAUUCCCUGUUCUUUCCUGUUACUCCAUCUUAGCUCUUGGUGUCUGUCUGUGUGAAUCUGGUGAAAAGUAGAAAGCUGCCUGCAGCUACUAUGAAUGGUCACCUUGGUGUCCUGCCUCCUUGCUGAUGUAUCAGGAGCACUUGUUCAAAGCCCCCUGACUCGGUACACACGUUCUCCCUUAACUUCAGUGUUAGUUUUAGCCAUCUAGGUGAAUUCUUGUGGCUAUGGGAAUGCACAUCCUGGGAGUCGUUUGGUGUGUGGUGACUGGGGGAGGAGGGAAGGGCAUGUGUUUAAUGCCAUCCAUUACGUUAAUUGAAGAGGUAAUUUGAAGAGCUCUUCAGUCCUCCUUGGCUUUUCCCCAAGCUGCUGUGUAGACAUCUAAGCAGCAGAACUGGUUUGAGCAGAAGUGCAAGCCUGGGGAGUAGAAUUGUACAGGGGACCAGCGGAGAGGAGAAGAGGUCCUAGUGUAGGGGAUACGUAGCCGUAGGGGGAAGUUGCUGUGUUCAUCAGUGUUUGCUCCAACUACGUAUUGGCAGCUCCCUCAGGUUAUGUUUCCACUGCAGUCCAUGCUAGGGAUUAUUCAUAAAAGUACCAUGGCAAUGAUCACUUUAGCUCAUGAUUUGGCUUCGAAAGACUUGGAGCUGCCAGUGUGGCAAGCGAUCUGAAGGGCUGCACCAUGCUCAGAUGUGCCUUUCUGUCAUUUGAGGCAAGUUAUGGCAUGCUCUGCUUGGUUUAUCCUGGGCCCUGGGUGUCAUGAGCUGUUACUCCAGAGGUUGGGAUAACACAGCUGCAGUUUAAGCAUCCUGGUAGCAAAGGGUGGUAAACACUGUUGGGUUAUAUGACUUCUAGUCUGUCACCAUCCUUUCUGGGUCAACUGCUACCCCAAGUCA